Messenger RNA from Thlaspi arvense, 1776 nucleotides. The record is from the annotation of a GenBank genome assembly. NCBI's taxonomy places the organism in Eukaryota, Viridiplantae, Streptophyta, Magnoliopsida, Brassicales, Brassicaceae.
GAGAGAAAUAACGGGAACCCAAAAGGCAUUUCUUCGAUGGCGUCGACCACGCGAGAAAAGGUUGCGUCUUUCAUUAACAAUAGAUGGCUGGUCUUCGUGGCCGCCAUGUGGAUACAGUCUUGCGCUGGCAUCGGUUACUUGUUCGGAAGUAUUUCUCCGGUGAUCAAAAGCUCCCUUAACUACAACCAGAAGGAGCUCGCCAGACUUGGAGUCGCCAAGGAUCUCGGUGAUAGUGUCGGCUUCCUCGCCGGGACCCUCUCCGAGAUUUUGCCUCUCUGGGCCGCUCUUCUCGUCGGCGCCGUUCAGAACCUCGUCGGUUACGGAUGGGUUUGGCUUAUCGUCACCGGUCGAGCUCCGAUUCUGCCGCUAUGGGCUAUGUGUAUUCUGAUUUUCGUUGGGAACAAUGGUGAAACCUACUUCAACACUGGAUCAUUAGUCUCUGGUGUUCAUAACUUCCCCAAGAGCCGAGGUCCUGUGGUGGGUAUCCUCAAAGGGUUUGCUGGUCUAGGCGGUGCGAUCCUCUCUCAGAUAUAUACAAUGAUCCACUCACCUGACCCGGCUUCUCUCAUUUUCAUGGUCGCUGUUGGGCCUGCGGUUGUCGUUGUUUCCCUUAUGUUCUUGAUCAGACCCGUUGGUGGUCACAGGCAGAUCCGUCCCACCGAUGGAGCCAGCUUUACUUUCAUCUACGGUGUCUGUAUUCUGCUCGCUGUCUAUCUCAUGGCCGUCAUGCUUAUCGAAGAUCUUGUCGUUGUUAGCCACGACAUCAUCACUACGUUCACCAUUGUGCUGUUUGUCAUCCUUGUUGUACCAAUCUUGGUCCCAAUCAUAACAAGCUUCUUCACAGAUUCAAACGGUCCUGUUGAUACAAUCGAAGAACCCCUUGUCCCAAGACGGGAGGACCAAGAACCGGGACUGCAGACCCCUGACCUAAUCUUGAGUGAAGUGGAAGAUGAGAAACCAAAAGAUGUGGAUUUGCUUCCUGCGUCAGAGAGACAUAAGAGAAUCGCGCAUUUGCAAGCACAGCUUAUGCAGGCAGCUGCAGAGGGGGCCGUUCGGGUGAAAAGACGGAGAGGGCCGCACAGAGGGGAAGAUUUUACUCUGUCGCAGGCGCUCGUGAAGGCCGACUUCUGGCUGAUUUUCUUCUCUCUUCUGCUUGGUUCCGGUUCGGGGUUGACAGUGAUUGACAAUCUUGGUCAGAUGUGUCAGUCUCUUGGUUACAAUAACACUCACGUGUUUGUGUCUAUGAUUAGUAUUUGGAACUUCCUUGGACGUAUCGGCGGCGGUUAUUUCUCCGAGCUCAUUGUCAGGGACUACGCGUACCCAAGGCCGGUAGCAAUGGCCGUAGCUCAGGUAGUAAUGUCUGUGGGACAUGUCUUCUUUGCGUUUGGAUGGCCCGGAGCGAUGUACAUUGGCACGCUAUUGAUCGGACUCGGGUACGGUGCUCACUGGGCUAUUGUACCAGCUACGGCCUCUGAGCUCUUUGGCCUCAAAAAGUUUGGAGCUUUAUACAAUUUCCUGACACUGGCCAACCCGGCUGGGUCCCUCGUCUUCUCGGGUAUGAUUGCAAGCACCAUAUACGACCGGGAAGCAGAAAGACAAGCACACGGGUCCGUUUUCAAUCCGGAUGACGUCCUCAAGUGCGAAGGUUACAUCUGUUACUUCCUGACGUCACUCAUAAUGUCUGGAUUCUGCAUCAUCGCCUGCAUCCUGAGUUUGAUUCUCGUGCGUCGUACCAAGUCCGUCUACAGUCAUCUCUAUGGCAAGACCCGCACCUGA